GUUUGAAAGCGGUCACCUAGCAACGCCUGGAACAUGUUGGCGAGGAGCUAACAAGCUACUUGUUUUAAACUCAGAGAGUUGUAUAUUGUUCUUAGAAUGGAUCGUUCUCUUAGCGAGGAGGAACAGCAGGAUUUGCUCGCAUGGGUGGAUAAAAUACCCUUCUCCAGGCCCAAGAGAAACAUCACCAGGGACUUCAGCGAUGGAGUGAUGGUUGCGGAGAUUAUUAAACAUUUUUUUCCAAAGAUAGUUGAUCUCCACAACUAUUGCGGUUCCUGCAAAACGCAGCAGAAACUCAGCAACUGGAGCCUUCUCAACAAGAGGGUGUUUCCCAAGCUGGAGAUUUAUGUCCCAGAAGAGACGGUCAAGAAGAUUGUUACAAGCACCCCUGGAGUAAUAGUGCCUGUGCUGAGCGUCCUCAAGGGGAAGAUAGAGGAAAAACGUGUGCAAAUCACCAACAAUACACCACAAUACUAUGACGCCAGGAGCCAGGAGAAACCUUUUUCAGAUGUAGAAAUUCAACAGGCUGAAGCGAGAAUCGUGGCCCAGCUGGCAGAGAUGAAGAGCACGGAGGCAAAAGUGAAACCGCAACACGUGACGUUUUACACAGAGAUGAGCCCUGCAACCAUCCGACAAAUCCUGCUGGAAAAAGAGCUUCAGGUCCAGGAUCUCCAGGAAACUGUGAAGGUCCUUCAGGUGAAAGUGAGCAAGCUGGAGGAGCUCGUCCGGUUGAAGGACAAGCGCAUUGAGCAUCUGACAUGUCUUCCAGAAACGUACAAAACUAAACUGCAGCUAGCUGGUUAAAAAAAAAAAAAAAAAAAAAAC
Fundulus heteroclitus (mummichog) is the source of this 822-nucleotide messenger RNA. RefSeq names its product sperm flagellar 1 (gene spef1). Bases 97 to 801 code for a protein of 234 amino acids. Gene Ontology annotation, cellular component: axoneme. Lineage: Eukaryota; Metazoa; Chordata; Actinopteri; Cyprinodontiformes; Fundulidae. Gene Ontology annotation, biological process: regulation of cytoskeleton organization. The record is from RefSeq and is a predicted model, not a curated record. Gene Ontology annotation, molecular function: microtubule binding. The transcript has 7 exons.